AAAGAGCCCGGCAACAUGUCUUUCGUCAAAGACACAGUGGACAAACUUUUAAAGGGAUACGACAUUCGUCUCAGGCCAGACUUUGGAGGUGCCCCUGUUGCUGUUGGCAUGAGCAUAGAUGUGGCUAGCAUAGACAUGGUCUCCGAGGUGAAUAUGGACUACACGCUGACCAUGUACUUCCAGCAGUACUGGCAGGACAAGCGACUGGCCUACUUGGGCAUCCCGCUCAACCUCACCCUGGACAACCGGGUGGCCGACCAGCUGUGGGUGCCCGACACCUACUUCCUCAACGACAAGAAGUCCUUCGUGCACGGCGUGACUGUCAAGAACCGCAUGAUCCGGCUGCACCCGGACGGUACCGUCCUCUAUGGGCUCCGAAUCACCACGACGGCCGCUUGCAUGAUGGACCUGAGGCGAUACCCGUUGGACGAACAGAACUGCACGUUGGAGAUUGAGAGUUACGGCUACACGACGGACGAUAUCGAGUUCUACUGGAAAGGAGGCGACACGGCCGUGACGGGGGUGACGCGCAUCGAGCUUCCGCAGUUCUCUAUAGUGGACUACAAGCUGGUCUCCAGGAACGUGGUCUUUUCCACAGGUGCCUACCCUCGACUGUCUCUGAGCUUCAAGCUGAAGAGGAACAUCGGCUACUUCAUCCUGCAGACUUACAUGCCAUCCACCCUGAUCACCAUCCUGUCCUGGGUCUCCUUCUGGAUCAACUACGACGCCUCGGCCGCUAGAGUCGCUUUAGGCAUCACCACCGUGCUGACCAUGACCACCAUCAACACGCAUCUGAGGGAGACGCUACCCAAGAUCCCCUACGUGAAGGCCAUCGACGUGUACCUGAUGGGCUGCUUUGUCUUCGUCUUCUUGGCCUUGCUGGAGUACGCCUUUGUCAACUACAUCUUCUUUGGGCGGGGACCUCGCAUGCAGAAGAAGCUGGCCGAGAAGGUGCAGAAGGCCAACAACGACCGCGCUGCUUUCGAGCGCGCCAAGGCUGACUGUCAGGGCAACAUCCUGCUGACCACGCUGGAGAUCCACAACGAGGUGGGCCACACCACUGUCACCACCAGUAGCACCCGCAGCAGCACCGGGAGCAGCCUGUACGACGCCACGGCAAACUCCACCCCCGUCUCCCUGGACAACUCCUCGGGCGUCCAGUACAGGCGUGGCGGCAGCGGGGGCUCCGCGCGACCCGCCGGCUCGGACGUCAGGAGGAGCCGCCUGAGGAGACGGUCGUCGCAGCUGAAGAUCAAAAUCCCCGACCUCACGGACGUCAACGCCAUCGAUCGUUGGUCGCGCUUCAUCUUCCCCUUCUCGUUUUCCUUCUUUAACGUCGUCUACUGGCUCUAUUACGUCAAUUAAUGUGUACCUGCGC
Molecule: messenger RNA, 1378 nt
Organism: Syngnathus typhle (broad-nosed pipefish)
Lineage: Eukaryota; Metazoa; Chordata; Actinopteri; Syngnathiformes; Syngnathidae
Gene: gabrb3
Product: gamma-aminobutyric acid type A receptor subunit beta3
Exons: 8
Coding region: 16-1365 (449 amino acids)
Biological process (GO): chemical synaptic transmission; nervous system process; monoatomic ion transmembrane transport
Cellular component (GO): GABA-A receptor complex; neuron projection; membrane
Molecular function (GO): neurotransmitter receptor activity; GABA-A receptor activity; extracellular ligand-gated monoatomic ion channel activity
Source: RefSeq, a predicted model, not a curated record